UUUUGCCCAGAUCUGAAGCCUCAGCUCUUGCCAACGAGACCCCAGACCCAUGGCCCUCCGUGCCCUUCAGGAGGAACAGGUCAGACUAAAGAUGAGGCUGCAGGAGCUGAAGCAGCUCAAACAGGAGCUAAGGGACUCCCCCCAAGACAAGGUCCCAUUCCCAAUGCCUGAGGUCCCCCUGGUGUUCCGCGGACACACUCAGCAGGGCAGGGAAGUGCCCAAGUCCUUGGUUUCCAACCUACGGAUCCACUACCCUCUGCCUGGAGGCUCUGCUCUGGUCACCUUUGAUGACCCCAAGGUGGCCCAGCAGUUGCUACAACAAAAGGAGCAUAAGAUCCUCAUGGAAGAGUGCUGGCUGCCGGUGCAGGUCCAGCCCUUGGAGCUGCCCAUGGUGACCACCAUCCAGGUGUCCAGCCAGAUGAGUGACCGGAAAGUACUGGUCAGCGGGUUUCCUGCCAGUCUCAGGCUGAGUGAGGAGGAGCUGCUAGACAAGCUGGAGAUCUUCUUUGGCAAGACCAGGAAUGGGGGUGGUGAUGUGGAGACUCGGGAACUGCUGCAAGGGGGUGUCAUGCUGGGCUUUGCCAGGGAUGGAGUGGCCCAGCGCCUGUGCCAGAUUGGCAAGUUCACAGUGCCACUGGGUCGGCAGCAGUGCCCUCUGAGAGUCUCUCCCUACAUGAGCGGGGAGAUCCAGAAGGCCGAGAUCACGUACCGGCCAGUGAUCCAGUCAGUGCUGGUGCUCAACAUUCCUAACGUCCUGGACCCCCCGGAGCUGCAUGAUAUCCUGGAGAUUCACUUCCAGAAGCCCACCCGUGGGGGUGGAGAGGUGGAGGCCCUGACAGUCGUACCCCAGGGACAGAGGGGCCUGGCGGUCUUCACCGCCCAGUCGGGCUAGGAGCCUGCCCUUCUCAUCUGCCAAGGUUCUCAAACCAGGCUGGGGUUGGGUGCACGUGUAUGAGAGAGCUUAUGCUGGUCAACAGCGGGCAGGGAUUAUGAGUUGUGAAACGUUGCCCGGGAACAGUAAAAGUGCCUGCAUAGUGUGAUCUUCUUCCUCA
Messenger RNA from Ceratotherium simum simum (southern white rhinoceros), 1052 nucleotides. It is a transcript of the gene IFI35, whose product is annotated as interferon induced protein 35. Gene Ontology annotation, cellular component: nucleus. The record is from RefSeq and is a predicted model, not a curated record. NCBI's taxonomy places the organism in Eukaryota, Metazoa, Chordata, Mammalia, Perissodactyla, Rhinocerotidae.